Molecule: messenger RNA, 557 nt
Organism: Notothenia coriiceps (black rockcod)
Lineage: Eukaryota; Metazoa; Chordata; Actinopteri; Perciformes; Nototheniidae
Product: RING1 and YY1-binding protein B-like
Exons: 2
Source: RefSeq, a predicted model, not a curated record
AUGAAGCUAGAAUGGGAUGGGAAGAACAUUUCACUCCCCUAUAACCCUCCAUUGGAGGCGCCUAGGGAUGACCAGGUGGAAAGAGCCCCAGGCCUCAGGCUACCAGAGCAGCUAAUGGAUCCUGGAUCAACGGCCCAGGCUCCUCAGCUUUCACAUCAGCUGGUGUAUCGAAGGAGUGUAGUGCGAACGAAACCCAGGAUCAACUCCCAGCUGGUUGCUCAGCAGGUGGCUCAGCAGUACCCCAUGCCUCCCCCGCCCAAGAAGGAGCGGAGGGAGAGGAGCGAGCGCUCGGACAAGGAGCGUCCAGAGGGCGAAGGAGAGCGCGCCUUCGGAGAGGUUCGUCCAGAGGUGGAGCGUCCAGAGGUGGAGCGUCCAGAGGUGGAGCGUCCAGAGGUAGAGCGUCCAGAGGUGGAGCGUCCGGAGAUCAGGAGGCCAGAGGGAGACGCUCCGGAGAAGGAAAAGAGCGACACCGAACAACAGCCAAUCAAAGACAAACCCGACAGAGAGAGGGGAAUCAUCGCCGCCGUCACGAAGAAGCCCAGCAGCAAAAAGACCAG